Molecule: messenger RNA, 959 nt
Organism: Halteromyces radiatus
Lineage: Eukaryota; Fungi; Mucoromycota; Mucoromycetes; Mucorales; Cunninghamellaceae
Product: TMEM164 family-domain-containing protein
Exons: 6
Coding region: 27-905 (292 amino acids)
Source: RefSeq, a predicted model, not a curated record
UUUUACUGUUUUUUUUUUUCAUUAUAAUGACAUUCAUCUCCAUGUUCCAAGCUUUGGGUGGAAUCAUAAAGAGUUUGUCUCAUGAAUUACCUCCAGGACAUCUUACUGACUUUGAAGACUCUUUACGUGGUUCUUGGUAUAUUUCACCAACACAACAUGCUUUAGAAUUAUGUUUUUUAGUACCAACUUUCAUUGGAGUGACAAUAUACUUUGGUAACAAGGCUUGGGGUAAAAAUACUGAAGCUUAUAGACUGAUGAAUUCUAAACAUGAUGUACCAAAGGCAUCUAUGUUGGAACGGAUCUUGUUAGUGAUGAUGGUUGGAUCAUUUGGCAUUACUUGUGUUCACAAGAUGGCGACUCAAACUCUACUUUUUCUCAUGCAGCCUUGUCAUGCAAGCGCCCUACUAUUGAUUAUAGUAAUGAUGUGGCCUUGGAAACAAUAUCCUUUGAUCCCUCGAUUAUUAUUGAAUACUUAUUAUUAUACAUUAUGGGGUGCCAUUCUUGCCUUAAUCUUUCCUGAUUUACGUGAUCAUGAUAUGUUUGGCGAAGUAUUUAAUUUCUUUUUAGAACAUACACUUGUGUUGAUCUUACCUUUAUAUAUGAUAUCCAAUCCUCGUUAUGUAACGAUUCCUCCAUCAUUUGAUAUGGCAUUAUUCUCUUUUGGUGUUUACGCCUUUUACCAUACUCCAGUUCUUCAUCUUUUUUCUUUAUGGUCUGGUUACAAUCUCAACUUUUCUCUUGGUCCCCCUGCACUGGGCUUUUUGAUCGAAACUGGACCACAUUACCGAAAUAUCAUGUUUAUGGCGGCGUUACUCAAUAUGUUCUGGACAAGAUAUUUAGUGAUGGACAACUUUCAUAAUCUCAUACGAUGGACUCGACAACAAGUCAAAUUGAAAUCAUCUUAGACAUAGGGUUUUUACUUUUUUUUUUAGUUUUGCAUAGUUAGUUUAUGUUGAUAU